Molecule: messenger RNA, 2394 nt
Organism: Neocloeon triangulifer
Lineage: Eukaryota; Metazoa; Arthropoda; Insecta; Ephemeroptera; Baetidae
Exons: 9
Coding region: 162-2153 (663 amino acids)
Source: RefSeq, a predicted model, not a curated record
UUUGCUCUUGGUUUUGCUUUUGCUUUGCAUGCUUUGCAUAUAUACACAUUACACACAAGAAGUUCUUGCAUAAAUAUUUUCGAGACAAUUUUCAAGUUUUCGCUGUAUUUAUUAAUGUACUUGCAUCUUCUAGCUCUGAUUGACAAAGAAGAUACAUCGUAAUGUCUGACUCUGAGCCCUCUGAGGCGAUGGAAGACGAGGCGUCCACCAGCGCUUACCACUUGAACAAGUCCACAAAUCAAGAGGAGCCUCAAAGCGAUUUGACACAUUUGAUGAUGAAAAUCGGCGAAAAAUUCUGCAGCUUUGAGCACUACAAGGCCAGAAUCAAAGAGCAUGAGCGGGUGACGCGCACCAAGUUUUCCCUGUACGACACCAAACUUCUUACCUGGUUCAAACAACCGGGCAGAAACAGUGCAAGAGUGGCACAUGCAAAUCCUGAGCUAAAAUACUACUCGCUUACAGCCAGUUGCAUUCGAGGACGGAAUUAUAGGCGGAAGCCUGUUAAUAAGCAGAAGAUUAGAAACAAACCUUCUUUGAAAAUGGGGUGCCCUGCAUUUUUUCUCCUGCGAAUGACUCCAGAUGGUCAGUUCCUGCAAAUCGUCAAAAUGGUCAAAGAGCACACUCAUCCUGUUGGACAAGAGGAAGUGAAACUUUCCAGAGAAAAUGCUUUAAAAAUGAAGGUUGUCGUUCAUGACGGGUUCCUCUAUCGUAGAUUGAAACCAAAAAAUGGUGAAACAAUCUUGAAGUGCCAAAUGAACAGAUGCAAAGGUCAAGCUGUUGAAGACGAUAAUGAAGAAAUUUCUGUAGUCGUCCCCCACAACCACGAUGCUUCAGAAGAGUCGCAGAAAUUGAAAGCGUGCUUGAAAAAGAUGGAGGAACGGGCCAUCAGUGAGGCCAUUCCUGUAGAGCAAAUCUUUGCCGAAGAGGCUGAAAAGAAUCCGGACGUGAUCACAAGAAAGAGUGAAGGUUUUGUGGUGAAAACCUUGACAAAAAAGAGAACCCAGACUGAACCACACAUGCCAGAAAGUCUUUUGAGUCUGAGCAAAUUACUUGUGAGUGACAAGUAUAGGUUCCGCUACGGGUGCAACAUGGAGGAGUUCCCAAGAGAACUUUUCAUUGGUUGCAUAAAGGCUCGGGACAAUGAAGUUGCAGUAAUCUUUGCAUCUCUUUUCCUCUGCGAGAGGUUUAAUGGCCCAGUAGAUGAAAUGCACAUUGAUUGCAGUUUUAACGACUUUCCUGAAGUCCCCUCGGAUAUGAAAUACAUGUUCAGCAUCCACUUUGUCAAAAAGAAAAUGUUCUACCCCUCAAUUUAUGCAUUCACGUCGAGUCGAUCUUCCUCAAUGAUCCAAGGCAUUCUGAUGUACCUGCAGCAGGAAGUGAUCCAAAACGCAGCACCAGACACAAUUUAUGUUGAUCUGAAGUGGAACAUUACGUCAGUCUUAAGUGAGAGGUUCCCUGGAUCUUUUAUUGAGCACUCGUACCUGUAUUUUGUCAAGGAUGUUUGGAAUCAAGCCAGGGAAAUUGGCUUACUAGGACUUCCAGAGCAGGAGCACGUUGUUUGCUGCAUCCAGCAACUGAUCUGCCUGCCUUUCCUACCUGCUGACCACAUGUUGCCUGUCCUUAUUGAAUUUGAAAAGUGUUUGCCGGAAGACAUGAUAAGUUCUCCUGUUUUUGUCCUUCUGAUUCGAUACAUCCAGGACUACUGGUUAGACGUUUAUGGGGAGCAUAAGUUGACAAUCCAUGAGAACCAUAACCGAAGCAACCUACUUGUUAACCAGUUUCACAAAAAGAUAUCUUCUGCCUUUUCAGUUGACAAACAACCUAGUGUCUGGUCUAUAAUAAAAGCCCUGCAGCGCAUAGAAAGGGAUGGAUCAAAGUGCUACAAUAAUGAGAUCAACAACUUCCCAAUCAAUUCGACGACGCUGAUGAAUAUGUGUCAGAUGGCAUACGACGAAAGAGUGACUAAGUUAGAACAUGAAAUUCUGACGGAACAAAACCUCCCGAUCAAUGCGCUUGAACCAUUGUCAAGAAGACCAGUCAUCCUAGGACUCACACCUGAGGAAAGCAAAAGUUUUGUUGCUGUGAACUUAGAAGUGGCAGAAGUUGUGGUCGAAGAGACAGUGAGUGAUCAACAAAAAGUGACUCGAGACUGAUUAUUUGUAGAGAGUACAUACUAUUAUAUUACUUGAUACAACUUCUAGUUGAUCUGUUUCUACCAUUCUAUUGCUAUAGCUUUGCAUGCUAUGCGCAAAGGAUUUAAUUCUCUCUCUUUUGUGGGUUAUUGCAUCAUUUUCACCUUGAUUUGAGAAAAGUCGCAGUCAACUUGCUCUCACACUGUCUGCAUUGAACAUAAAUUUAUUUGAAGCUUAAAUAAAGAAAUUAGCAGAAAGAAAA